Molecule: messenger RNA, 897 nt
Organism: Rhodofomes roseus
Lineage: Eukaryota; Fungi; Basidiomycota; Agaricomycetes; Polyporales; Fomitopsidaceae
Exons: 5
Coding region: 90-596 (168 amino acids)
Biological process (GO): tRNA 5'-leader removal
Cellular component (GO): ribonuclease P complex
Molecular function (GO): ribonuclease P RNA binding
Source: RefSeq, a predicted model, not a curated record
GUCGCGUUUCCGUUUCGCACCGCCGAACCCUGCGCACAACCUCCAUCCGACUCUUCCACGGACAUGCAAACCCGAGUCCGCCAGUAAACAUGGUCCGCUUCAAGAAUCGCUGGAUCCUCGUCGAGUUCAUCCCCUGCACCGCUCCGAGUCCCGGAAGGACCCCCGCCGCACAAGCCGCCUCCGGGGGCAUCGGAGGGAGCGACGUCGAGACGAGCAGCAAGCAGAUCUGGGCUGCGCUCAAGCAGAGCGUGAUCACGCACUUCGGGGACACCGGCUGGGGCGCGGUCGGUGCGUCCUUGACCGUGAAGUACUACUCUCCUCGGACGAAUGUGUGCAUCAUCCGCGUCGCGCGCGACCCCUACCGGAUCGCCUGGGCGGGUGUGACGAUGCUGUCGACCAUUGACGGGCAGCGGUACAUCCCAAAUGUCGUGCACGUCUCAGGUACCAUCAAGCAAGCCCAGCUCGCCGCCAUCCAGCACAACAGGGAGGUUAUCGCCCGCUACCGCGCCCUCGCGAAAACUCCUGCUGGCUACCAAGACUCCUAUGAAGAGUUCCUGCAGACAAGCGCGCAAGAGAUCGAAGCCCUACAGGAUUAAAGUCUCCCGGAGCUGCAAUGGGCCUCGACGGCAAACCUGCCGCAUACAGCGUUGGCCCCGGUCUCGAGGCUUUUGAAGUUCUCAUCGCCUCCGACUUCCGCCCACUCUACAGCUUCGCUGCUACCACUUCGCCCUUAUCCUCGCCCAGUCUCGCAUUCUCCCUCUGCCACCUCUCCGCCCACCCAACCAACCCACUCACAAGUCUCUCCACCUCCUUCCUCGAGUUUCCUGCAUGCAAACACACGCGCACGCGGUCGCGACCCUUCGGCACGGUCGGCCACACGAUAGGCCGUGCGUUCAG